This is a messenger RNA of Rhizopus microsporus ATCC 52813, 1335 nucleotides long. RefSeq lists its product as uncharacterized. The record is from RefSeq and is a predicted model, not a curated record. Gene Ontology annotation, cellular component: nucleus. NCBI's taxonomy places the organism in Eukaryota, Fungi, Mucoromycota, Mucoromycetes, Mucorales, Rhizopodaceae. The transcript has 8 exons. The coding region runs from base 245 to 1009 and encodes 254 amino acids.
GAUAGAGAAGCGAACUAAAAAAAUGGUGUAUACCAUCUAAAGUAUGCAAAUUGACUUUGAGAGGUUAGAUACUUUAUUAAUGACACAAAGAUCAUAGAUGUAUGAACUAUAUACAGUUUCAGUCAACUAUCGUCGAUAUUAUAAUGAAAUAAGCGUGCCUGAAAUGAGACCCCUUCAAAAAUAUUUUCUAGCUCUUCACUCUCCGCUAAGACGUGAACCUUUAUUUUUUUCGUGUUGUUGCAAGAUGCCAGCAGAAUUAAGUAAUUAUGAGUUGAAAAGAAAGCUAAACAUGGAAGAAAACCAGAAUAUUCUACGGGAACUAGGUUUGGGUGUACCUACGGGUAUAGCAGCUGACAUUCCUUCAAUUGGACGACAUGAAAAGGAAAACAAGAAAGUCAAACGAUACUAUAGAGCACCACCCAAGUCAAAAACGCCCAAGACACCUGUAAGACUAUCACGAAGAAUUCGAGGAGAAACUCCUGAAGAGAUAACUGAGUUGGAUGAAAUAGUAGAUGAAAAUGAUAGAAUACGUCAGCUGGAUAUAGCGGAAAGACCAAAUGAAGCAGACAAGGAUGAUUCUCUGCCCGCGAUUGAAAACAUAUACGUACCUCUAACACUAAGGAGCAUUGGCACGACUAUUUGGUCACUAGGAACGUUAAAUACUGGCAAAGGCAGGUCAAAAUCAUGGAGUAGUAGAGGAUGCAAAUACAAGCACCCUUAUCCUAUUGGAUACAGAGCAACAAAAUCACACUUUGGCAAUGAAUACACAAUGGGAAUUGAAGCAAACUCUAAUGGAGAACCUGUAUUUACUGUGCAAUUGAACUCUACUACUUUUACUGGAAAAACUCCAACUGCCCCAUGGACUGAAGCAUGUAUAAGGAGUAAAUCAAGUAGUACGCGUGUGAGUGGGCCACUGUUCUUUGGCUUUUCUGAUCCACUGACAAUGUGUUUAAUCGAAAACAUGGAAGGAUACCAAGAAGCAAGCUUACCAGAGGAAAACUCUGAUUAAAGUAACGCAUAGCAUAUUAAAAUAAUUCAAAAGUUUACUCUUCAUACAGGCUUUUCAGGUCAGUUAAUAAAAUCGCCCCAUUCAUUUCAUUUAGUUUUCUGCUGUGCAAUUGUAACCAUGACAAUAGAGCAUUAUGAUUUAGCUAUGAAUUGCUUAUUCUAACAUUUUCAAAGUACUUUUUGGUCAUAAUAGUAUGGUGAUGUAUGGCUAUAGAUGCUUAGCUUAAUACUCUAUUUUCUUCGCUAGUUAAUUUUAUGAACAUAGAAGCUUUUAUCACUUUAAUAAGAGUUUAUGCAGAAAGGCGUAGCAUAAAAUCUUGAUCCACC